AUGAGCAACACUGCUGGGUUCGGGGGUGGAGCAGCAGCCGCUGCUGUGUUUGAGAUUGAGGUAGCUAUGGCGGCGGUCAUUGAAACUAAGCUGGGCACUGAUCGACUGACCUCGCUGAAGAUCUCCAACAGGUCGCCAGAUGUCAAGUUUAAGUGA
Messenger RNA from Perkinsus marinus ATCC 50983, 156 nucleotides. RefSeq lists its product as hypothetical. Lineage: Eukaryota; Perkinsozoa; Perkinsida; Perkinsidae. The transcript has a single exon. The record is from RefSeq and is a predicted model, not a curated record. The coding region runs from base 1 to 156 and encodes 51 amino acids.